Messenger RNA from Musa acuminata subsp. malaccensis (wild Malaysian banana), 1048 nucleotides. RefSeq names its product chlorophyll a-b binding protein CP24 10A, chloroplastic. NCBI's taxonomy places the organism in Eukaryota, Viridiplantae, Streptophyta, Magnoliopsida, Zingiberales, Musaceae. The record is from RefSeq and is a predicted model, not a curated record. Gene Ontology annotation, cellular component: membrane. Gene Ontology annotation, biological process: response to light stimulus; photosynthesis, light harvesting in photosystem I.
ACGCCACACAACCAGCGACAGAGGAACGCCAAGGCCCUCAUCAUCAUCAAGCACAGCAACCCAGUUGUCUCAGGCGGUGUUUCUUUCCCUUGUAAGCCAAGAGCAAUGGUCAUGGCCUCCACCUCUGCUGCAGUGCUCCAAGGCAUCUCCACCCCUUUCCUCUCGGGCUCCAGGGCCGCCCGGAGUCUUCUGAACGCCACCGCCGGCGGCAGGGCUUCCUCAGCAGCAGCAGGUUCUCCGAGGAGGCUCCUUGUCGUCACCGCCGCCGCCCCGAAGAAGUCCUGGAUCCCGGCGGUCAAGGGCGGUGGCAACUUCAUCGACCCGGAAUGGCUUGAUGGCUCGCUCCCGGGUGACUACGGGUUCGACCCGCUUGGCCUCGGCAAGGACCCGGCCUUCCUGAGGUGGUACCGGGAAGCUGAGCUGAUCCACGGCCGCUGGGCGAUGACGGCGGUGGUCGGCAUCUUCGUCGGCCAGGCGUGGAGCGGCGUGCCCUGGUUCGAAGCUGGCGCCGACCCCGGCGCCAUCGCGCCCUUCUCCUUCGGCUCGCUCCUCGGCACCCAACUCCUCCUCAUGGGGUGGGUGGAGUCGAAGCGCUGGGUCGACUUCUUCAACCCGGAGUCGCAGUCCGUCGAGUGGGCCACCCCGUGGUCCCGCACCGCCGAGAACUUCGCCAACGCCACCGGCGACCAGGGUUACCCGGGCGGCAAGUUCUUCGACCCCCUGGGCUUCGCCGGCACCUUGCAGGACGGCGUGUACGUGCCGGAUGUGGAGAAGCUGGAGCGGCUGAAGUUGGCGGAGAUCAAGCAUGCCAGGAUCGCCAUGCUGGCCAUGCUCAUCUUCUACUUCGAGGCCGGCCAGGGCAAGACUCCACUUGGAGCGCUGGGCUUGUAAACAUCCCCAUAUACCUUCCUUCUGCUUUGCUUUUCCUUCUUGCACUUGUCGGCGCUGUAAAGUCGUCCUUCUGUAUGUGGUGGCAUUAGUGGUGGGCUUCUUCCUCGGAUCAACAUCUUUGUGUGUGUGUGGCUAAACUUCAAUGGGCUUUCUGCCA